AUGAGGAUGGACCUUGGUGGCUUUGCCCUCCUCCUCCUCCUCAGCCCCCUGGACGCGCUGUCAGCUCCCUGUGACAACGGUGGCACCGCCGUGGGACCCGUUUGCAUGUGUCCUCCUGGCUACAACGGGACCCGCUGCGAGACCUGGGACCCCUCCAGCGCCUGUCACAAUGGUGGCACCGCCGUGGGCACCAAGUGCUAUUGUCCCCCAGGCUUUGGGGGUGCCCUGUGUGAGCACCCCAAUGCCACCAGUGCCUGCAGGAACGGGGCCACCGCCUUCGGCACCUCCUGCCUAUGUCCUCCAGGGUACUGGGGAGAGGUUUGCCAGCACCACCAGGAGGUCACCUCGUGCCUCAAUGGGGGGACACUGGUGGAAGGGGCCUGUCAUUGCCCCCCGAGUGCAUGGGGACCUCGGUGUGAGUGCACCGGCCCCACUGCCACCACCACGGUCAUCACCGUGGUCACCGUGAUAGGCAGUGAGAAGGCCUCGGCGACGAUGGUGUCCAUGGAACACAUCACGCGUCCCAUGGAGAGCAAUGUCCUGAUUGGUGUGGAGAGGAGCAGCACGGUCACUGCCAUGGAGAGGAGCACCGUGGUCACGGAUAAUAACACCACGGUUGUGGAGAGGAGCACCAUGAUCACAGAGAGCAAAACCACAGACAACAUGGAGACCAACACCAUGGUCACGGAGAGGAACACCACUGUCAACCCUAUGGAGAGGAGCACCAUGGCCAUGGAGAGGAGCACUAUGGCCACACUAGAGACAACCAUAGAGGGGAACACCACAGCCAACCCCAUGGAGAGGAGCACCACAGCCAACCCCAUGGAGAGGAGCACCACAGCCAACUCCAUGGAGAGGAGCACCAUGGCCAACCCUAUAGAGAGCAACACCACAACCAUGGAGAGGAGCACCAUGGUCAUGGACACCACCACCACGGCCAUGGAAAGUGACACCACAGCCAUGGAGAGGAGCACUAUGGCCACACUAGAGACAACCAUAGAAGGGAACACCACAGCCAGCCCCAUGGAGAGGAGCACCACGGCCAUGGAGAGGAGCACUAUGGCCACACUAGAGACAACCAUACAGGGGAACACCACAGCCAACCCCAUGGAGAGGAGCACCAUGGCCAACCCUAUGGAGAGCAACACCACGAGCAACCCUAUGGAGAGCAACACCACAACCAUGGAGAGGAGCACCAUGGCCACACUAGUGACCCCAAUAGAGGGCAACAGCACAACCAACCCCAUGGAGAGGAGGACCAUGGUCAUGGAAAUCAACACCAUGGCCAACCCCAUGGAAAAGACCACCAUGGUCAUGGACAACACCACCAUGGCCAUGGAAAACAGCACCACAGCCAUGGAAAGAAGCACCAUGGUCAUGGAGAGCAACACCAUGGUCAUGGAGAGCAACACCAUGGCCAACCCUAUGGACACAAACACCAUGGCCAACCCCAUAGAAGGUAACACCACGGCAAACCCUAUGGAGAGCAACACCAUGAUCAUGGAGAGGAACACCACGGCCAUGGAGAGGAGCACCAUGGCCACACUAGAGACAACCAUAGAGGGGAACACCACAGCCAGCCCUAUGGAGAGGAACACCAUGGUCAUGGAAAGCAACACCAUGGCCAACCCUAUGGAGAGGAACACCACAGCCGUGGAGAGGAGCACCAUGGUCACGGACACCACCACCACAGCCAUGGACAGUGACACCACAGCCAUGGAGAGGAGCACCAUGGCCACACUAGAGACAACCAUACAGGGGAACACCACAGCCAACCCCAUGGAGAGGAACACCACAGCCAUGGAGAGGAGCACUAUGGCCACACUAGAGGCAACCAUAGAGGGGAACACCACAGUCAACCCCAUGGAGAGGAGCACCACAGCCAACCCCAUGGAGAGGAACACCACAGCCAUGGAGAGGAGCACCAUGGCCACACUAGUGACCACAAUAGAGGGCAACAGCACAGCCAACCCUAUGGAGAGGAGCACCAUGGUCAUGGAGAGGAACACCACAGCCAUGGAGAGGAGCACCAUGGCCACACUAGUGACCCCAAUAGAGGGCAACAGCACAACCAACCCUAUGGAGAGGAGCACCAUGGUCAUGGAGAGGAACACCACGGUCAUGGACAAUGACACCAUGGUCAUGGAGAGCAACACCACAUCCAUGGAGAGCAUCCCCGCGACUCCCAGCAGUGCCAUUGCCACCCCAGCUCCAGCUCAGCCCAACGCCACACACAACAUCCCCAUAGAUGCCACCACAGUGUGUGCCGGGACCUGCACCAGCCCCACCACAGUGUCCACCACCAGCACCCCGUGGUCCUCUCCAACCAGCAUCACCACCACCAUCACCAACAGCACCAUGGCCACACUCUGCCUCUACCUCCCGCAUGGGUCCAGCCCUCCAGCCAUCUCGUGCCUGCACGGCGGCGUGCUCAAUGCCACUGCGUGUCUGUGCCCCCCUGGUUACUCGGGUGCCCGGUGCGAGGAGCCCGACGCCAGCACCCGCUGCUCCAGUGGCAGCACCGCCGUGGGGCCGAUCUGCAUCUGCCCCCCCGGGCGCACGGGGCCGCGCUGCGACACCCUGGACCCAGGCAGCGCCUGCAGGAACGGCGGCACCGCCGUGGGCACCGAGUGCUUCUGCCCCCAGGGCUUCCAUGGAGCCCGCUGUGAGAGCGGCCUCCACAGCGCGGCCACCACCUCUGCAGGGGACACCGCGGCACCGACCACCCCCAGCUCCAUCCGCACCACCACAGAGCCCUGCCAGAACGGGGGUCACUGGGUGGGGACAGGUUGUCUCUGCCCCACCAAUGUGGUUGGAGACCGGUGCCAGUUUGGAGCAUCCACCAUCAACAUCACAGCAGAGCUGGGCCCCUCUGUGGCCAUGCUGGCACGUGUCACCAACCGGGACUUCCCAGAGGCCAUGGGGGACACCUCAUCCCGCAUCUACCGCAGCUUCGUGGAUGAGUUCGGCCGCACGAUGGAUCAGGUCUACCACAACAUCUCCUGGUACCGUGGUACCCGGGUCCUGGCCCUGGCAAAAGGCAGCGUGUUGGUGACCUACAAAGUCCUUCUGGACCCACCACAUGGAGACACCAACAUUGACCGUCGCGCCCAAGAGCUGCUGGAAGCUGCUCAGCCCCACAACUGCAGCCAUGGGGCAGAUGGGCUUUGCUUCAGCACAACCAGAGCUGCCUACGCCGAGGAGCCGGAGCUGAAUGCCACCGAGCUCUGCAGGAGACUCGCACCCGCCACCUUCAGCAGGUUCUACCACCCCUUCCGUGUGCAGGACAGUGUCCUCUGUGUCACCAACUGCACCCCCAACGUCCCCGGGGCCAUGGACUGUGGCCUCGGGCUCUGCCGGGUGACAACAGAGGGUCCCCGCUGCUUGUGA
Molecule: messenger RNA, 3390 nt
Organism: Strigops habroptila (Kakapo)
Lineage: Eukaryota; Metazoa; Chordata; Aves; Psittaciformes; Psittacidae
Product: mucin-3B-like
Exons: 9
Coding region: 1-3390 (1129 amino acids)
Molecular function (GO): Notch binding
Source: RefSeq, a predicted model, not a curated record